GGGAAGCUCUGAGAAGAGCCCUCCUUCCAAGCUGAGGACGUCUCCCCACCAGAGUCAGGUGGCCCCACCCUGGUCCCUGAAAUUGCACCUGAAGGUUCUGUUUCGCUUUGGCUCUACAGGUCGUGAUGUCCGAGCUCAGUGAUGAAGCUGACCCCAGCCUGUCCCUGUGGCAUGGGGCAGGCCCGAUGAUCUGUCGAGAAGAGCUGGAUGUUCCCCUGGACCUACACACAGCGUCCUCCAUUGGCCAAUACGAGGUGGUGCAGGAGUGUAUUCACCGUGGGGAGAUGGAUUUAAACAAGAGAAACUCUGGUGGCUGGACCCCGCUGAUGUACGCCUCCUACAUCGGGCAUGAUACCAUCGUGCACCUGCUGCUGGAGGCAGGGGUGAACGUGAACGUCCCCACACCGGAAGGGCAGACCCCGCUCAUGCUGGCCUCCAGUUGCGGCAAUGAGAGCGUUGCCUACUUCCUGCUCCAGCAAGGCGCAGAGCUGGAGAUGAAGGACGUUCACGGCUGGACUGCCCUCUUCCACUGCACCAGUGCUGGACACCAGCAGAUGGUCAAAUUCUUGCUGGACAAUGGGGCGAACGCCAACUGCAAGGAGCCUGUGUACGGCUAUACGCCUCUGAUGGAAGCGGCUGCUUCUGGCCAUGAGAUAAUUGUCCAGUAUCUUCUCAAUCAUGGCGUGAGGGUGGAUGUCAGAGAGAACACUGGAGCCACGGCACGGACGCUGGCCAUGACAUAUGGCCACAUGAAGAUUGUGGGGCUGAUAGACCUCCAUGCAGCUCCAGUGCCCAAGGUCUUCUGCAGGGGCCCGGGAAAAUACGAAGAUCUGAGCUCCUCGGAUGAGUCGUGCUCCGCCCCCCAGAGACAGAGACCUGCCCGAAAGACCAAGGGCCCCAGUAUCCACGAAGGGCCCCAGGCGCUGGCGAAGAUAACAGCCGUCGGAAUUGCAGGGAAGAAGCCAUCUCACUGUGAGCCGGUCCCUCCCUGGGGCUAUGUGACGUUCAGCGACGAUGGCAGCUUUGAAGGGGAGGAUCUCCGGUUCCGGGACGUCACCUCGCCAAUCAACGAGCAAGACGUGGAGAGCAGCAGCGGCCGGGAAGAGACCGCGUUCUUCACCAACAACUUGGCCACCAUCAGGAGCAGCAGCAGCAGCAGUGAGUGUCUGCCCAAAGCCCUGGGGGUCAGCAGCGAGGGCUCCCUGGAAAGCAACGAGGACUCUGACCCGACCCAGAAGUGCUCCAGCCGGAAACCGGCGAAAAGCUACGGGAAGCUCAAGGCCCGGCACGGCGGGGGGGGCCCGUGGGCCCCCAGCCCUGGCAAAGCGGGGGUGUCUAGUCAGCCCAGCGCGCUCCCCCCCCUAGAGGCCACCCCCUACGUGGGACCCCAGGACCUGGCAGCCUUCCUGGCGCAGAUCGGGUGUCUGAAGUACCUCCCGGUGUUUGAGGAGCAGGACAUCGACCUCCGCAUCUUCCUCACCCUCACAGAGAGCGACCUGAAGGAAAUCGGCAUCACCCUCUUUGGGCCGAAGCGCAAGAUGACCUCGGCCAUAGCUCGAUGGCACAGCAACGCCAGGCCUCCCAGCGACGCCCUGGAGCUGGCCUACGCCGAUCGGCUCGAGGCGGAAAUGCAGGAACUGGCCAUUCAGCUCCACAAGAGGUGCGAGGAGGUGGAAGUGCUGAAGAGCCAGGUGUCCCAGGAGCAGGAGCUGCGGGCCGUGGUCGAGAGCUGCUUGAUGGAGCAGGACGUGGCUUGGACCAAGAUCCAGAUCCAGCUGCAGGAGGCCCAGGCCGUCACUGGCGGUGCGGGGGUCCUGCUAGAGCAGAUGCAAGCCUGUCAGGCAGAGCUCUCCUCCCGGCUGGCCCACGGGCCCGUGGCGGGCGGGGGGGUGGGAAGGAGGAGCUCAGCUGUCACUGCUGCCUGA
Molecule: messenger RNA, 1925 nt
Organism: Pelodiscus sinensis (Chinese soft-shelled turtle)
Lineage: Eukaryota; Metazoa; Chordata; Testudines; Trionychidae
Source: RefSeq, a predicted model, not a curated record